AUGAAGUAUUCCAUCGGAACGCCGCCGUUUGAAACGUACGGGAUUGCGGAUACCGGCAGUGAUAUUACGUGGACCCAGUGCAAACCAUGCACAAGUUGCUUCGACCAAUCUCUGCCGUUGUUUGAUCCCAAGGACAGCAGCUCUUACGCAUUGGUGUCGUGUGAUUCCGACACGUGUAGCUCCUCACAGAGCUUCGGUUGUGGGACCGACGAUGAAUGCCAGUACGAGGUGACGUACGGCGACCAGUCGUCGACGGUCGGGGAUUUGGCUAUCGACACUCUCACCUUAGGUAACACGUCCUUCAAGAGCGUUUUGUUCGGUUGCGGCCACGAAAACUCCGGCACGUUCAGCUCCGACACCUCCGGCAUCGUCGGCCUCGGCGGCGACGGCGCCACCUCCAUCAUUUACCAGUUGGACAAGAAAAUCGGCGGCAAAUUCGCCUACUGCUUAUCCCCGGAUGCGAAUUCCACUAGCCACAUAAGUUUCGGCCCUGACGCCGUGGUUCGUGGCACUGGCGCCGUUUCCACGCCGUUAAUCAAAAAAGCCGAGCAGGCUACCUUUUACUGGCUCAACUUGGAACGCCUCUCCGUCGGCGGCAAAUCCUUAACGGUCAAAUCUCCGUCGGUUUCAAUCAGCGGCCGGCGAGCUGGAGGCAUCAAACAGGCUAGCGUUGAAGGCAAUAUCAUCAUUGACUCCGGAACGACACUUACUUAUCUCCCGUCGGAUUUAUACACGAGCUUCGAAUCUGCUGUUAAAGACGCAAUCUCCGCCACGCCGGUGAGUGAUUCAUCAGGCCUAUUCCCGUUGUGCUACUCAUCUGACAGUCUUGAGGUGCCGACAAUUAUUGCACAUUUCACCGGUGCCGACGUGGAGUUGUCGCCGAAAGGCACUUUCGUUGAAGUGGAAGAAGGAUUGGUCUGUUUGACCCUCAUCCCGAACACGAAUCUUGGUGCUGAUUUAGCCAUCUUCGGCAACCUGUCGGAGACAGACUACAUCGUCGCUUACGACUUGGUGGCCAAGACUGUUACCUUUAAACCUUCUGAUUGCUCUAAGUUUUAA
Messenger RNA from Ipomoea nil (Japanese morning glory), 1059 nucleotides. Its product is annotated as aspartic proteinase CDR1-like. Bases 1 to 1059 code for a protein of 352 amino acids. The transcript has a single exon. Gene Ontology annotation, cellular component: extracellular region. Gene Ontology annotation, molecular function: aspartic-type endopeptidase activity. NCBI's taxonomy places the organism in Eukaryota, Viridiplantae, Streptophyta, Magnoliopsida, Solanales, Convolvulaceae. Gene Ontology annotation, biological process: proteolysis. The record is from RefSeq and is a predicted model, not a curated record.